AUAAAAUCGCAUCGGUUGCUUUUAAUCUGCAUUUUAAUUCUAGUCUCCUUGAAAGAUGAAAAAGGUAGUCUUUUUGAUCUGUAUCCCAGCGUUUCUGGCUUUAAUCACCUUUCAAAGGGUAGAGGGAUGUAGCUGCCUACGAGAUUCCUUAAUGAACCUCUACAAGAAAUCAGACUUUGUGUUUAUUGGGAAUCUUGUAAAUAAAACAGUCGAAAACACAAUUGACGGCGAGCCCGAUCCCAAUGCAGACACCAACUACGUGGUUGAAGUAUAUAAAAUUUACAAAAACGGCAAUCUUUUAAGUGGAACAGUGGAUAUAAAAACCCAUGGAACAGCCUCUCUUUGUGGCAUUGAUUUAGACAUCGACAAGGAAUAUGUUUUUAAUGGAAUGGGAACAAUGUCAACAGAAGGUGACCCCACACUAACAAUUGGAGCAUGUAAUAUGAUGUUGCAUUCCCCAAUAACUCAACAAAUGAUACAGUUCGUGCAGGACUCUCUUGAUGCAUUGCAGUUCAUCGAAACAAAUUUUGUAAGGACUUUAUGAGAUUUCAUUCCUGCAAGAUAAAUAAAGGAAUGUA
This is a messenger RNA of Magallana angulata, 578 nucleotides long. RefSeq lists its product as uncharacterized. The record is from RefSeq and is a predicted model, not a curated record. Gene Ontology annotation, cellular component: extracellular matrix. Gene Ontology annotation, molecular function: protease binding; metalloendopeptidase inhibitor activity. Lineage: Eukaryota; Metazoa; Mollusca; Bivalvia; Ostreida; Ostreidae. Gene Ontology annotation, biological process: negative regulation of membrane protein ectodomain proteolysis; negative regulation of endopeptidase activity. The transcript is spliced from 5 exons. Bases 56 to 544 code for a protein of 162 amino acids.